CCAACAUGUCAGAAGUCGAAGAAGAAAAGAGAAAGGGCGGCCAAAGAGGAAAUAAGAAGAAUGGGGUCGAUAAAAAAAAGCCAGCUAUGUCCAAGAAAAAGGAGAAAGAAUUACAGCGACAAACCGAGAAACGUAAUGCAGUAAUGGCAUCCUUCAACAAGUUUUAUGAGGAGGAAUGGGGAGCAGAGCGUUGGCCUAAACUUUUAGAAGCCUUGAAGAAGCCUGUGCGUCACUGCAUGAUGAUGAAUAAAUAUGCCAAUGUAGAGGACGUUAAGCUUAAAUUGAAAGACUCGCUAUCCGAUUUGACCAUGUUGGAUUUCGUUAGUAUUCCUUGUUAUGCCUCUAAAUCGCACUCGAGAUUUCCUCAACCUUCAAAGGAUAGCAAUAAUAUUACAGAUUAUUAUAUUUUGGAUGCUGGAUCAGUAUUGGCUACAGAGGCCCUAGAUAUUCAGCCCGAUGAUCAGAUAUUAGAUAUUUGUGCCGCACCUGGCGGAAAGACUUUAUCAGUUUUGCAAAGAUUGGAUAAGAAAUAUGGACGUUUAACCUCGAAUGAAAUUGCCUCUGAUCGUAGAAGAAGAUUGAGACAAGUCAUUGAAUCAUAUAUCCCACCAGAUGUAGUAGAAGAAUCCAGUACUGUUGUCGGAAAGGAUGGUACUAGAUACUAUGGUGAACCCGAGCAAUACGACAAAGUUUUAUUAGAUGCACCUUGUUCAUCUGAACGUCAUUUAUUGCAUGAUGAAAAAGAAUUCGAACUUUGGUCUCCUAAGCGUUCUAUUGUGAAUGCUAACCGUCAACUGUCUAUUUUGAAAGCUGCAGUUCAUUCUGUUAGAGUGGGUGGUGUUGUACUUUAUGCUACUUGCUCUAUCAGUUCAUUAGAGAACGAUAAAGUAAUCGAAAAGAUGAUAAAGAAGGGUAAAAUCCCAAUUGAACCUGUCAAAAUGAAAUUGAUGAUUGGUGAAAGAACAAAGUAUGGUGUGUUUAUCGCUCCUGAUAAAACUGAUGGCUGGGGACCACUUUAUUUUUCUCUGGUUAGAAGAACUGGUGUAGAUAAAGAAUACGUACCUGAGGAUGACGAUGAUGAAGAGGAAGAGGAUGAUGCCUAAAAUUUUAGCAUGUUUUUCUAGUGACGUAUGUGACAUAUAUAUUUAAAAUAAAGCCCAAAUUAUAUUUUUGCCCUUUUA
Mucor mucedo is the source of this 1181-nucleotide messenger RNA. Its product is annotated as S-adenosyl-L-methionine-dependent methyltransferase. The transcript has a single exon. NCBI's taxonomy places the organism in Eukaryota, Fungi, Mucoromycota, Mucoromycetes, Mucorales, Mucoraceae. Gene Ontology annotation, cellular component: mitochondrial large ribosomal subunit. The record is from RefSeq and is a predicted model, not a curated record. Gene Ontology annotation, biological process: rRNA methylation. Gene Ontology annotation, molecular function: methyltransferase activity. The coding region runs from base 6 to 1103 and encodes 365 amino acids.